This is a messenger RNA of Sturnus vulgaris (Common starling), 3926 nucleotides long. It is a transcript of the gene SPATA7, whose product is annotated as spermatogenesis associated 7. NCBI's taxonomy places the organism in Eukaryota, Metazoa, Chordata, Aves, Passeriformes, Sturnidae. Gene Ontology annotation, cellular component: photoreceptor distal connecting cilium; axoneme; ciliary basal body. Gene Ontology annotation, biological process: microtubule cytoskeleton organization; photoreceptor cell maintenance. The record is from RefSeq and is a predicted model, not a curated record.
GGGAGCAUGGGGCUGAAGACCCAAGCCGGCGGCAGGCGGAACCAAGCUUUCUGCACUGGCUCCUCUCGACAUCUACCUGGUGAAUAUCUGAUCCGAAAUCACAUGGUGUUUCAUUAUAACAAAAUUAAUUCAGCCAAAGCAGCUGUAGACUCUUCAAUGCCCAAAAGUAGGUUAUCCAGCAUCAAACUUGCUGACCAGCAAAAUAGAGAGAAACUGAAAAAGAAGACAGGCAGGAGUGAAGAGAAGAUGAAUGUGUGUGAAGCUGUCUCUCAGUGCUGUUCAAGAGACGGCAGAAGGCUGCCUCCAUCCUCUAAAAAGCAUUUCAUGGAAGUACAAGACGGUCUCUUCCCCUGUUCUCAGCACGCACACUUCCUAUCAAGAGCACCAUGUGCUUAUGGCAAGCAUUGCUUGGUUCACUCCUGUCCAGUAAAAUACACCAGGAAAUGUUGUCGGCAUCCAUCCAGGCCAUCCCACUCAAUCUCAAGCACCUGUGUGUCAAGGCCAACAGUUAAACACACUGGACUUUCACGCAGUCGCUCCACCGAGAGUUUUGUGACUGUUGGUUGUUCCCAGAGGUGUCAGGGAAACAACCCCAAAGCGAGCUGCAAGGAUCCUACUGAGACUUUUGUGACCGGUUGUUCCCAGAAGUGUCAAGGAAACAACCCCAAAUCGAGCUGCUGUGGAGAUCCCACUGAGAGUUUUACGACUGAUUGUUCCCAGAGGUGUCAAGGAAGCAAACCCAAAUCGAGCUGCUGUGGAGAUCCCACUGAGAGUUUUACGACCAAUUGUUCCCAGAGGUGUCAAGGAAGCAAACCCAAAGCGAGCUGCAGGGACAGUUUUGUGACCGGUUGUUCCCGGAGGUGUCGAGGAAACAACCCCAAAUCGAGCUGUGGGGAUCUUCUAGAGAGGCACUCAGAAUGCUUUACUAAGAGCCAGCAUCCUUUUACUCCUCGCACAUUAGUAUCCGAUGCUAAGUCUUUCCUGUCACGGUACAGGUAUUACACUCCUCCUCGAAGGAAUAAGAGAAACCACCACAAGCAGCGUGUGGAAGCUGAGACACAGACUGAUAUGAUCAGCUUUACAUCUCCAGACAAAGUGUACAAGAGAAAAGUUAUGGCUGAACAGCAGAAGAUGGCAUCAGAGGCUGAAGAUAAAAGAGAUACUUUGGAUGAGCCUGAGAGAGGAAUAGAUGGGUAUCAAUGCUGCAAUCUAAGAAAGACAUCAGGGUGUCCUCAGAAGUCUUCAACAAGGAGUACUGUCGAUGCUGAAGAAGAGGAGCUUUUAUAUUUAACUUUCAUUGAAGAUAUAACAAAUGAAAUUCUUAGACUUGGGUUAUUUUCUAACAGGGUUCUAGAUCAGCUGUUUGAGAGCUAUAUAGAAGCAAAUAAGAACCGCCUUGAUGAGGGCAAAAUGCGCCGGAUGUUGGACGUGCUGAAAUCAGACCUGGGCUGUGGCCAGGACAGCGAGACAGAGCUAAUCCAUGCAGACCAGGAAGCCUUAGACCCACAGGAGUUUGAUAAGACAGAAGAGCUCGAGUUUACCAGUAAAGGUCACAGGCUGAGGAAAGCUACAAAAAAUGAAGAAUCCCUUGAGACCAUGGACCUUUCUCUAAAGGAACCAAGCAAAUAUGAAUCACUGUCAUGGACUGAAAGGUCAAGGGAGACACACAGCAGGGAGGAGUCUUCAGAAGAUACCUCAGAAACUGUGGAUGCUGGGACAGAGUGUGAUUUCUGUGGUGUGGAAUUUGAAGAACACCCAGACACUCCACGCACCUGUGAGGCAGAUUUAAACUUGAUUUCUUGUGACUAUGAUUUGGGCAUCAGUAAGGAACUUGAUGAACUUGAGGAAAAAUUUGCAGACACCUUUCACAUGUCACGUAACUAUUCAUAACAGUAACCAAAACUUACCUCUUAGACAGGGAUAGAGCUCCUUCUGAGGUGAGCUGCCAUUUGUCAACCAGUAGAAAAUUGUUGUUAUUUCUCUUGAAAUACUGCUAAGAUCUCUCUAGCAGGAUACUGUUAAUUUGGCAUUAAUCUCUUGUGUAUUAAACCUUAAAGGAUAAGGUGUCAGUUAUCAGAAUAAUUUUGUAUAUUUUGCCUAUAAUUGUGUAACUCGAAACAAACUUGAGAAUAUUAAAAUUAGAUUUCUAUUUUUAGAGCUGUAAUAAUAAGUUAUGAAAUAUUUGUUGUUUUAAAUAAAUUAAUUGAUAGUGUAGUUGUGGUCCUGCUACAAAGAUCUGAGAUUUUGUAGUCUGCAAAAAUUCAAUAACAUAAAUUUAACAUCAAAUAAUAUCCUCUUCCAAAAUGGACAGUUGUACCAUGUAGUGUACUAUGUUACCACUUGCAGAAGCCCACGAGAAGAAAAUCUGACUUCUGACAGAUCUAUAUAGAUUAAUGACUGUAGUUUUUUUAUUUUCAGUUCUUAACUGAAUGAGGCUGCUAAGGUCAGUUUCUUGCACUGAUGACAGCCAUGGCAUAGCAUUCUGCAUCAAGCUUUGGUUUUGGAAAAGCAUUGAGUUGCUUACUGUUUGAUGACUAGGGCUGUCUAGAAGAAGACACAUCAGGCACCUUGCACAGAUAAUGGAAAAGAGAUGGUGUAUUUUCUGGUUAAAGUUUAAAUUGAAGUCAGCACAUGCAUUGCAUGAAAUCAACCCAAAUGUGAUUGUAUAAUCAGAGUACAGCUCUUGCUUGGCAUUCCCAUUGCUGCAGAAUGAGUUCAACAGGUUCUGAGGAAAUGCUGGCAAGUUACAUUGUCUUGCUGUAGGUUAGGAACUAGGAGAAGUCUUAGGAACCAGGAUAAAGCCUGUCCCCUAAUAUCUCCUAGGUCAGUCUUUUAACCUUCUUCCUCCAAGGACAGGCCCAAGUUGUACCAGUUCUUACAUAACAACUGCCACCACCUGCCUCCCCUGUACCUUAUGAGCAUCGACCUAAGUCUGUGACUCUGUCAGCCAGAUGACCCAUUGCAGCUUCAGGUAGCUCCUAUAGACACAGACCACUGCUUCACUUGUGAAGGAUAAACUUUUAGACAAAAAUGUCAAAAAACAGCUAGAGGAAGCCAGUCAGAGAAAAGCAUGUCUAGCAUAAUCACAGCACUGCAGUGCAGAACACAAUUCCCAAAGAAACCAGAAGGCACUUUCCUGGGUGCCUUGUCCACAAUAAUAAAUUGCACUUAAACGACAGGAGACCAGAGUUUAUUUUAGCCAUGUACUUGUGGCUGGGCAGAUGGGCACCAGCCUUUCAUCUGCCACACUCAGUUGGCUGCCUUGUAAAUGUGGCCUCCAGCAUGAGUGUUCUGGCUCACUGAAAAGCAGGUGAGAUAAUGUGAGGACUUCUUCAUCCCCCCAUCAGAGUCUGUUUUGUUGAAAAAAUGUGGCCACAGGGUUGAGUCAGUAUAGUGCAGGGAGGGUUUGUCCUCAGUCACAAGUAAUCACAGACCUUCUCCCAUCCUCAAGGAGAGUUAUUUCUCUUUAUAUCCCCCAGAGAGCUGAAUAGAAGGGAUGCCCUAGGACACUGUUGUUUCAGCUUUACAAAGAAUUCUGACACAGAGGGACUGGUUGGAAAACUAAAGAGUGUGGUUAGAUGUAUCCAACUAUAAAGCCUCUUUGCUCCUCAGACAGGACUUCACUCUUGGGGUCCUCCAUUCCAAGUUCUCCAUUCUUGAUCAGUAAUGGGAAUUUUGGGGGUUUUUUCCCUAUCUGUCUUAACACCUGUGACUUGUACAUCAUAAAAAAUGUCACUCAGCAAACUUUGGCUUGUUGUCAACAUGAGUCUGAAAGAAGAUUAAUAAGAAUUUCACCUUCAAAUUCUACAGAUGAAAAAAUACUGUAAGAAAACACCACAGUAGUGAACCUCACAGAAAGGCACAAGUAAUGACAUACUCAUUUCCUGUAAUACAUGUAACACAGAAAUAAUAAAAACAGCUCCUUG